AUGGAGAUAAUUACAAACCGAGAUCAGCAAGAAACGGCUCAGAAAAAAGUGGAGAAGCUCAGCAACGGCAAUAAUAGCCCAUCGCCGUUGACCGCGCCGCAGAUCCAAGUGUGCGAGCUGACGACGCCGCACGAGUUCCGUCAGCGGAUGGAAGACGACGUCCGCUACGGCCUGACGCUCCCCCAGCGCUGGAUCCCGUCCAAGUACCGCUACGACGAAGAGGGCUCCGUGCUGUUCGAACGCAUCAUCGAGCAGCCCGAGUAUUACCCCGCAGUAGCCGAAAACGAGAUCCUCGCUGCUCAGUCGGAAAACAUAAUGCGGCUAACAAAUCCCGACGAGCUGAUAGAGCUCGGCUCGGGCUCUUCUAAGAAAACGAGAGGUCUAAUAGAGGCCAUGCUAGUCACGGGCUCGUGCAGGAGAUACACCCCAAUAGAUAUCUCUGAGGGUGUGAUUCGCGAGGCAGGGGAGGCGCUCACGAGGGACUACGAUUGGCUCCAAGUGCAGGGGCAGGUCGGAGAUUACGACCACGACCUGGGCCGUAUCCGACGGAACGGACGGCGACUGUUCGCAAUCUUCGGCACGACGGUCUGCAACUACACUUCCAAGGCGGAGUGCAUGGAGUUCGUCAAGAAGAUCAAAGCCGUCAUGACCAAGGGAGACUCUCUGCUGGUCGGGAUCGACCUCUUGAAAGACGUGAGCGUUAUAGAGUCCUGCUACACGGACCAGGCCGGAGCCAACGCGCGGUUCAAGCUCCGCGUACUGGACAUCCUCAACCGCGGGUCCGCUCGACUUUCGGAAGCAGGAUUUCAGGGCUGA
Molecule: messenger RNA, 816 nt
Organism: Geodia barretti
Lineage: Eukaryota; Metazoa; Porifera; Demospongiae; Tetractinellida; Geodiidae
Source: the annotation of a GenBank genome assembly